Chenopodium quinoa (quinoa) is the source of this 1369-nucleotide messenger RNA. RefSeq lists its product as uncharacterized. The record is from RefSeq and is a predicted model, not a curated record. Lineage: Eukaryota; Viridiplantae; Streptophyta; Magnoliopsida; Caryophyllales; Amaranthaceae. The coding region runs from base 273 to 1055 and encodes 260 amino acids. The transcript is spliced from 6 exons.
GUAUUUGAUAAAAGUUAUUGACUUUUUUUUUUUAUUUAUUUUUCAAAAAUAUUAAAAAUUAUUGACUUAUUUACACAAAUUGUCACUAUCCCGAAAAACAGAUAGAUCAUGCGAUUUGAAAUCCAUUUGCAAAUUUGCAAUUAGGGAAACGGGGAAGUAGGAGCAACUAGCGGCUAGCAACCAGAACCGAGUUGCUGCAAACUCGGAAUCAUCAUAUAUAUCUAAUAAAAUUCAAAUUUUCAUGAAAAGUUGUUUGAAUUCAAAGAAUCAAAAUGGCAGGUCCAGCAUUAGACGAACUCUUCCGAUCUCUCCUCUCCAAAACGGGACAAGAGAAAAUGACCACCCAAGAAUCAAAAGUCUUUGUUGAGUGGAAGUCUCAGGCCAUUAAGAGUUGUGCUGUAGGAAGCGGUGUUGCCUCUGGGCUUGCUUGGAUUGCAACGAGAAAAUGGAGAACUGCUAAUCGUGUGAUACCUAUUGCAGGAGCUGGGUUUCUGACUGCAAGUUGGGCAUUUGGUAAAUCUGUAAACACAUGUGCUGACCGAAUUCUUCAAAUGGAUGGGAGUCGGAUGCAGUAUGAGCUGGAAAAAAUAAUACUGGAGAAGUAUGGCAAUGAUCCUGAGAAAAUGAAGCCUUUCUCCAAGCAUUUCUACUGUGAAGAAAUAUUUAAUGAUUCAACCCCUGGACGUCCCAAAUCAAUAUACCGGCAACGGCAUCUGCAUGUCGAUAAUCACCGGACAACUGAUAACAAUACGAACCAUGAGUCUGCUAAGAAAGGUGUCUAUUAUCAACAGAGAGAGGAUGAUUCUAACGUCAAACUGAAAAGCCCCAGUGCAGAGAAUAAACAAUCCUCUGUACAUCCUGGUAUUGUUGUAUUUGGAUAUGGAGACCCUCUUGAUGUUUUGUUUGGGUAUUCAUCUACAAAUGAGGACCCUCAUCAUAUACCUGAUGAAUCUGGAAACUCAGCCAAAGUGCAGAGUCGCAGUCAAAAAAGGGCCCGCCGUAGUAGGCAUAGAUUGAGGCAUCAUCAUCAGGAGACAUUGGCACUUGGGGGGUAGUUGAUCAGAUUUUCGCCAUCAAGAUUGGAUGUUGAAUAGUGGCCGUCAGUUAAGCAGAAAAGGUGAGGAAGAAAUGUCCUGUAUGGAGAAAAAACAAGUUUGUAUAUUAUCAUUGCAUUUAUGUUUCUUGGGUAUCCCCUUCUUCUCCAGCUGUUUAUAUCAAAGAGCAACAGUUUUCUUUAUUAACAUAAACCAACAGAGUAACAUGACCAAAAAAAACGGUGAUGCUCUGUUUGGGAACACUGUAAUUUAUGUGAAAUCGAUUAGCUCGUAUCUUUGUGGAAUUUGGAGUAGGAUUGGUGUUGGUUUAUUUA